CAUAAGAUGGCAAACCUGGACUGGGGAGCUGCUGUUGACUCCCAGGAACAAGCAUUGACAAGUCAGACUCCAGGAACAGGUAGCCAGUCAUUGAACUGGGCGGAAGAAGUUGAGAAAAGUGACUUGUCACAAGAGAUUAACAGAAUUACAUUAGAUAAAACUACAGUCCCAUCCAAAUCUCCUAGUGCCCCAGCUCAGAGUGGCCCUGCCCACACCCCCACGACACCUCCACGGCCUGGCCCCACCCAGACAAGUCAGGCACCUCCACGACCUGUCCAGGGGACAGGUGCCAUGGCUGCUGCCCCGUCCCAGGCUCAGGAUGGGGCAGGAGCAUCAGGAGAUGAUGAAGAGAAAGGAACAACAAAAGAAGAAGCCUCCCUCCUCAGGAAGUUGGUCCAUUCUAAGCUUGUAUCCUCUAAAGCAGACUUAGAAGUCUUACAGAAGGACCCCAAUUCUCCACUCUACUCUGUCAAGUCAUUCGAGGCUUUAAAUUUGAAAAAGGAACUUUUAGAUGGAAUUUACAGUAUGGGGUACAACACACCAUCAAAAAUCCAGGAAACCGCAUUACCUGUACUUUUAGCUGACCCUCCUGUAAACAUGAUCGCACAGAGCCAGAGUGGAACAGGAAAAACAGCAGCCUUUGUUUUGACCAUGCUAAGUCGUGUAGACACCAAUCUCCACUAUCCACAGUGUCUGUGCAUAGCACCUACUUAUGAGUUAGCUCUGCAAAUUGGCAAAAAUGUGGAAGAGAUGGGAAAGUUCAUGACAGAUCUGAAAAUUGAAUAUGCCAUCAGAGGAGAGAAAUUGAGCAGAGGGACAAAACUAUAUGGACAUUUGAUCAUUGGAACCCCGGGGACAGUGUGUGACUGGGCCUUGAAGUUCCGCUUUUUUGACCUCAAAAAGAUCAAAGUUUUCGUGUUAGAUGAAGCAGAUGUUAUGAUUGCUACACAAGGUCAUCAAGACCAGUCCAUCAGAAUUCAGAGGGGAUUAGGGAAAGACUGCCAAAUGUUAUUAUUUUCUGCAACUUACGAGGAUGAAGUGAUGAGAUUUGCGCAGGCUGUGAUACCUAACAACCCAAUCGUAAUUCGACUCCGACGUGAGGAACAAUCUCUUGACAAUAUCAAACAGUACUACAUAGAGUGUUCUGAUCAGGAGGGGAAGUUCCAGGCUUUAUCAAACAUCUACGGUUCAAUAUCAAUAGGCCAGUCUAUGAUAUUCUGUGCUACAAGAAAAACAGCAGCUUGGUUGGCAGAGAAAAUGACAAAAGAAGGACAUGCCGUGGGUCUCCUUAGUGGAGAGUUGUCAAUAGAACAAAGGGCAGCCAUCAUUAAUCGCUUCAAAGAGGCCAAAGAGAAAGUUCUGAUCACCACAAAUGUCACAGCUAGGGGUAUUGAUGUAGAACAAGUGACAGUUGUGGUGAACUUUGACCUUCCCCUAACUCCACCCCCAGAAAACAAACCCGACUUUGAGACCUACCUCCACCGGAUUGGAAGAACUGGUCGUUUUGGCAAAAAGGGCUUAGCAAUAAACAUGGUGGAUGGCCAGAGGACAUUUCAAACAAUGAAAGCAAUUGAGAGAUACUUUGGGCGAGAAAUCAAGAAGUUAGAUGCAGAUGAUAUAGAAGAAGUAGAGAAGAUUGGCAGUUAGAGAGGAACCAUUGACAGUUAGAGAGGAACCUCAUUGCUUCAUUUAUCAAGUCUAAUCAGCUGUUUACAAACAUUCUGAAUAAACAUCACCAUUUUACCAAAUAGAUGACAGUUUUAUUGACAUAACAUUUUAAAACAGUGGCUUGCAGCUGUCAGAUACAUUGGAUCUGAAAGAAAAUGUGAAUAAGAUUGAGAUUUGGGGACAAUGCUUUUCACAAGUCAUUUUAUUUCAUGUGAGAAAGACAUCUUUUAAUGUUAAUCAGCUGUGUCGUGUCAGGUCAAGUUCUCUAUUCAGAAAGUACUGUUUACUUUUUCCCUGACAUGUAUUUUAUGUGACUUUGUUACUGUAUGAAAUCUUACAAAGUAAUUAAAUCUUUAUUGUGGCUACUGUUGAA
This is a messenger RNA of Saccostrea echinata, 2041 nucleotides long. Its product is annotated as ATP-dependent RNA helicase DDX19A-like. The transcript is spliced from 12 exons. Lineage: Eukaryota; Metazoa; Mollusca; Bivalvia; Ostreida; Ostreidae. The record is from RefSeq and is a predicted model, not a curated record. Gene Ontology annotation, cellular component: cytoplasmic stress granule; nucleus. Bases 7 to 1647 code for a protein of 546 amino acids. Gene Ontology annotation, biological process: poly(A)+ mRNA export from nucleus. Gene Ontology annotation, molecular function: ATP binding; RNA binding; RNA helicase activity.